AUGUAUCUGCACGACUAUUUAAAUAAGAUAAUGCGCGUGUGGAAUGCGUACGAGGGCCAGGCAGUGGCUCGGUUUCUGUCGCUCCAAGAUAUUCACGUUAACGAUGCCAACCUGUACAAGGAAAACCCGGAUGCCGCUGUCAGCCGGCAGUUACCUACUCCGCUGGAUGAAAUCGUUUCUGCCCACCUGAAAGCCGUCUACCAUCUGAUGCGUUCCGAAGCACCAAACUACACCGAGGCGUACCGUCACCAAACGAGCUGCAUCCAGGCGGUCGUGAAGCUGUUGCAACAGAUGAAGGAAGAAAAUUGGAUCCUCCCGAUUAUGUACGUCGUUUCGAUCGAUUUGCGACUACUGGCCACUAAAUGUGAACAGCAAACGAAUUUCUCCAAGUGUGGAGAAAUCUUGGAAAAGGCCGCUGAAAGUCUUAUGUCGUGUUUUCGUGUAUGUGCCGGCGAUACGCGUUCCUCAGAUGAAGACACGAAGCGGCUCGGGAUGCUAAAUCUGGUCAACCAGCUGCUGAAGGUGUACUUCCGCAUUAACAAGCUACACCUGUGCAAACCGCUUAUCCGUGCGAUCGAUAGUUCAAACUUUAAGGACAGCUUUUCCCUAGCGCAACGCAUCACGUACAAAUACUUUGCCGGCCGGAAAGCGAUGUACGAUUCGGAUUUUAAAAAUGCGGAAGAAUAUCUCAGCUUUGCGUUCGACAACUGCCCGCGAAGGUUUACGAAAAACAAGCGGCUUAUACUGAUCUAUCUCACCCCGGUCAAGAUGCUGCUUGGGUAUAUGCCCCGGAAGGAGGUACUCGAGCGGUACAAUGUGCUACAGUUUCACGAUCUGGCUUCGGCCGUAAAGGAAGGCAAUGUGCGACGGUUCGACGAAGCGAUCCGCCGGCAUGAGAUGUUCUUCAUCAAUGCGGGCGUUUAUUUAAUCGUGGAAAAGAUGAAGAUACUUACGUACCGGAACCUAUUCAAAAAGGUACACCAAACGCUGCAAACGCAUCAGAUCGAUAUGAACGCGUUCCAGACGGCGCUACAAUUUUCCGGCGUGGAGGAUGUUUCCAUGGACGAGACGCACUGUAUCGUGGCAAACUUGAUAUACGAAGGGCGCAUCAAGGGAUACAUUAGCUACCAGCACAACAAGCUCGUCAUAUCGAAGCAGAACGCAUUCCCGAGUGUGGUGGCCGCUUGA
Molecule: messenger RNA, 1188 nt
Organism: Anopheles marshallii
Lineage: Eukaryota; Metazoa; Arthropoda; Insecta; Diptera; Culicidae
Gene: PCID2
Product: PCI domain-containing protein 2 homolog
Exons: 1
Coding region: 1-1188 (395 amino acids)
Biological process (GO): transcription elongation by RNA polymerase II; poly(A)+ mRNA export from nucleus; post-transcriptional tethering of RNA polymerase II gene DNA at nuclear periphery
Cellular component (GO): transcription export complex 2
Molecular function (GO): RNA binding; double-stranded DNA binding
Source: RefSeq, a predicted model, not a curated record